Coregonus sp. 'balchen' is the source of this 4829-nucleotide messenger RNA. The record is from the annotation of a GenBank genome assembly. Lineage: Eukaryota; Metazoa; Chordata; Actinopteri; Salmoniformes; Salmonidae.
AUGGCCUUCAGGCAGAAUAUUGUGUAGACAGAGGAACAAAAAGUACUUUGACUAAUCAGUGUCAUAUUGAUGAAAUCAUUUUGAUUUCAUUUUCUUGCUUUUACCUCCCUUACCCUGUUAAUCAACCUUGAUAUUAUUGUACAAUCCAACAGCCCGAACAAGGAGGCCAGCCAUUUAGCACAUUCAGGAGGUGCAACACUUAUCUAGCCAAAUAGGGGAUUUGGGUCUAUUAGAUCUUAGGCCGAUAUAGGACAUGAUGGAAAUAAAAAAAGAUUAAGGACAUGAAGCUAAUUAAGACUUUGUUCCUUGGGGCAACAGGAUAUUAUUCCCCUGUAACUGUUGCUACGUCAACCUAGCAACAGUCUUUUGGGUGGCACUUAUAUAAUGUGAUUGCUAACAAGUACAUGUGCUUCACAGGAGGUUAGUGGGGAGGACAGGCUUGUGGUAAUUGGGGAGGACAGGCUUGUGGUAAUGGCUGGAGCGGAAUUGGUGGAACGGUAUCAAAUACAUCAAACACAUGGUUUCCAUGGUUUCCAUGUGUUUGAUGCCAUUCUAUUUACUCCGUUCCAGCCAUUAUUAUGAGCCGUCUCCCCUCAGCAACCUCCACUGAUUGUGCUUUUAAUUGUCCUAGACAUGGAAACACAGAUAACAUACUGUACAUCUUUGAUGCUUUAGGAAUGUCUGUUCUCUACUUACAUGGUUUAUUGUGUUACCAAAAGUCAUAGCGUUUGACCGUACCAAACUAAAAUAUGUAUUAUGUAUAUCAAAGUGCAUAACAAUAACUCCUCUCUGUCCCUCACUUCUAGGCCUACUCCCAGACCCAGAAUUCUACUGCCAUGCUGCCCCUAGCAGAAGCCACAGACCUGGAGCCGUACAACCGGACCCAGUACUGCCACUGGCCCUGUGAGUGCCCCCUGGUCCCCCCCUCCUGCCCCCCAGGGGUGAGCCUGCUCAUGGACGGCUGUGACUGCUGCAAGGCCUGCGCCAGGCAGGUGGGGGAGGAGUGCAACGAGGCAGACACCUGUGACUACCAUAAGGGACUGUACUGUGACUACAGCUCAGACAAGCCUAGGUACGAAAAAGGAGUGUGUGCAUGUAAGUGUCACUCACCACACCUACUCUAACCUACUAAAGACACCAAUCAUGAUUAAAGGAAUAAUCCACUCAAAAACUAUAUUUUUGUAUUUUUUUCAUUAGUCCACUGCUGAUACAGCCCCAAAAUGUUUUGCAUGUCAUCAAUCCGGUUUUCAAGAUAUAGCAAAUUGUAACUUGCCACAUCAUCAUGAUAAUGUGGCAAGUUACAAUUUGCUUUCUGAAAGUCCUAUAUCUUGAAAACCGGAUUGCUGACAUGCAAAACAUUUUGGGACUGUAUCAACAGUGGACCAAUGAAAAAAAUACCAACCUUUAGUUUUUGAGUUGAUUAUUCCUUUAAGUCAUAGUAACACUACUAUGAUCAUGUCCCAGCACACUAAUUGCACAUCUAGUAACAUUUCAUCCUAGAAGGAAAUUAGAAAUUCAAUGACAAAGUAACAAUUAUCAAAGGAAAAGUGAAUAGGUUUCGCAAUCAUAUUACCCAAUGUCAUGACAUGUUUUUUUUGUUGUUCAGAUAACACUAAAAACAUAGCCUGCUACAUUACAUUGUCAUCAUUACCUUAUUCACUGUGUAUCUUUCUUACUGCUGUCCUGACCUUCUUUACAAGAUAUGGUUGGCACGGGCUGCGAGCAUGACGGUGUGAUCUACCGUAAUGGACAGAGCUUCAAGCCCAGCUGUAAAUACCAGUGUCUAUGUGUGAACGGGGCCAUCGGGUGCGUGACCCUGUGUACAGACUCCCAGCCCCCCCGGGUGUGGUGCCAGAACCCGAGGAGGGUCAAGAUCCCAGGACGCUGCUGUGAACAGUGGAUCUGUGACGAGCCCAAGAAGGGGCGGAAGACUGCUCCAAGACAUGCAGUGGAAGGUAGGACACAGAUCCAUCAAUCAAUCAAACAAUUGAUCAAGCAAUCAAUCACUCAGUCAGUAGUCAGUCAAUCAAUUAAUCAGUGGUGGCGGUGUCACCACUGUAAUGGCUGGAAUGGAAUGAAUGGAACCGUUUCAAAUACAUGGUUUCCAUUAGUGAUGGAGAAAUAGUUAAUGUGUUCAAUACCAUUCCAUUUAUUCCAUUCCAGUCAUUACUAUGAGCUGGCCUCCACUGCAAUCAAUCGAUCAAUAAAUAAAUCAGUCUAAUACAGUUGAUAUGUAUGGAUAGAGUCUCAUGUAUUGAAAAUCUUGUAACACUAAUAACCAUGGUAAUAUUGGGCAAUACUUUGAGAAUUGUGAAGCAAAAUAGUUUGAGGACAGUGCUUCACAGUAGCUCACAGGUAGUACUGCUGUUGCAGCAGUAGUUGUGUGGGAUCUUAAAACACUAUCAGCGGUGGACUAGGGUGUGUAGGUUGUUACUCCAGGGGGGAGAAGAGGUGCAGCUGUGUGUAAGAAAAGACUAAACCCUUUUCCUGUACACUCUCUCGCUCUCAUUCUCAUGGUUAUUCUUGGGUAGUUCAAGUGCUCAGCGAUCCUGGCCAGUAGUGUGCAAAGCCAAAAGGGAACUUGGAUGUACUAGAGCAGAGCUCUUCAACCCUGUUCCUGGAGAGCUACUGUCCUGUAGGUUAACCCUGUUCCUGGAGAACUACCGUCCUGUAGGUUAACCCUGUUCCUGGAGAACUACCGUCCUGUAGGUUAACCCUGUUCCUGGAGAGCUACCGUCCUGUAGGUUAACCCUGUUCCUGGAGAGCUACCGUCCUGUAGGUUAACCCUGUUCCUGGAGAGCUACCGUCCUGUAGGUUAACCCUGUUCCUGGAGAGCUACCGUCCUGUAGGUUAACCCUGUUCCUGGAGAGCUACCGUCCUGUAGGUUAACUCCAACCCUGUUCCUGGAGAGCUAUUGUCCUGUAGGUUAACUCGAACCCUGUUCCUGGAGAGCUACCGUCCUGUAGGUUAACCCUGUUCCUGGAGAGCUACCGUCCUGUAGGUUAACUCCAACCCUGUUCCUGGAGAACUACCGUCCUGUAGGUUAACGCAAACCCUGUUCCUGGAGAGCUAUCGUCCAGUAGGUUAACUCGAACCCUGUUCCUGGAGAACUACCAUCCUGUAGGUUAACGCAAACCCUGUUCCUGGAGAGCUAUCGUCCUGUGUUAUAGCUGCAAAGAGGGGACCAACUCCAUAUUAAUGCCCAUGAUUUUGGAAUGAGAUGUUCGACGAGCAGGUGUCCCCAUACCUUUGGUCAUGUAUUGUAUCAGCUCCAGUUUUGAUUAAUAAUGUCUAUAAAUCACUUCUAUCACUGCCCAUAUUCAAUUGUUAUUAUUCUCUCUCGCUCGCUCACUCACACACACACACACACACUUCCUCUCUGCCUGUCUCUGUUGACAUAGCUCUUCCUGCUGAGGCGAAGGGUCGGAGCAGGAACUGUGUGAUCCAGACCACCUCAUGGAGUAUCUGCUCUAAGACUUGUGGUCGAGGUCUGUCCCUGCGUGUCUCCAACGCCAACGAGAGGUGUGAGAUGGUAAAAGAGUCCCGCCUCUGCAACAUACGGCCCUGUGAGGUGGACAUCAUCAAGCACAUCAAGGUACAUGUACAGUAUGUGGACACGGACACACAUGCAUGGAUACACGUACGCAUUGCAUAGAGGUCAAAUGUUUGUUCGUUAUGAUAUCUAUAUUGAAGAGUUCACAUUGCAAAAAAGACCACAUUCCCAAGAUUCUAGGAACAUUACAAAGAAAAUAUCAAUAACAUUGAUUUAAUCAUUUAACUUGUCCUCUUUCUCGCUCUUGUCUCUCAGCCAGGGAAGAAUUGUAUGAACAUCUACAGAGAAGAGCAGCCCAAAAACUUUACCAUAUCAGGCUGUGUUAGUAAGAAGUCUUACCAGCCUAAAUACUGUGGUGUCUGCAUGGCCACGGACGAUCGCUGCUGCAUUCCCUACAAGUCCAAGACCAUCGACGUGGAGUUUGUGUGUCCCAACGGGGCCGUGUUCACCUGGCAAGUCAUGUGGAUCAACGCCUGCUUCUGUAACCUCAGCUGCAGGAACCCCAACGACAUCUUCGCCGAGCUGGAGAAUUACUAUGGCUACCCUGAGAUCGUGAACUGAGACAUUUCAAUAAUAAGACAUAAGCUUAUUAAGGGCUUUAUUCAAUCAGAUACGCUUAGCCAACGUCUGCAUAGCGGUUGUUUUGAUGGUGUUAGAGGUGGAACUGCUUUAGAGCUGUCAAAUCCACAAGUGGCUCCCGGCAUUAUACCUAAAGCGGACAUUGCCAUUGGCUACACGGAGUCACGUGAACAGAAAUCCCCAAGCAACCACUGGAAUGCGAGACAUAAUCUACACCUCCAUUAGGAUGAUAGAAAUCCUCAUUAUUUAGUUCAAUGAUUUUUCACUUUGAGCGUCAUUAUUUCUAUAUAGCCUAAACUUUCUCGUUCUGAACUUCUAACAGGAGUGGCGUGGGUGUGGAUUCCUGACAAUGAUCGCAAGAGCAGCUGCUCACCGAUUUGACAGCUCCAAUGCAGCUCCACCUCUGAAACAUCCGCUAUGCAGGUGUCUGCUAUCGCUGGUUAAUGCCUGAUCUGAUUGAAUCUAGGCCUAAGCUUCCAUCUACCCCUAUUUUCACUUACUUUUCCCUUUCUCAACGUUUUUUUGGUUUGUCAGAACUUCAGAAACUCUGUUAUAUAUUUUAUUUCAUACAUAAAGGCCGAUAUUCAAUCCAAGGCACGUUAUAGAACAGUGCAUCAUGCAGAAGACAGUCCCAGCAUUCGCAGACAUUGCAUUCAGUCUGUUAUAGUGCGCUCCUCUAGAUCGUCCAUUGGAUUGA